AUGCUGCUCCGCUUGCCGGGCAGCUUGCACUACCCGAUCACCGUGACCUCACUUCUCAAGCAGGAGGGGGACACGGUGGAACGGGAUGAGGCGAUCUUCUGGUACAUCUACCAGACCACGGUCGAGGAGGGCGACGGGCUGGGAAACAAGGUGGAAGUGAAGCGCCAGUUUCCCACCCGGUUUCAGUCCUCUGUGGAUGGGACCGUGGUGCGGUGGAAUGUCGCGAAAGGAGAUGUGAUUGAUGAACCAAUUGAUAUCGUUGAGAUCGAUGAGCCAUGUGCGCAUGAGGUCCAGUACGGAGGCAUGUGUGCGGAGUGUGGAAAGGAUAUGACCGAAGCUUCCUAUAACACGGAGGUGAUGGACUCUUUUCGCGCGCCAAUUCAAAUGACCCAUGACAACACUACACUCACCGUUAGUGCGAAAGAGGCGACUCGCGUGGAAGAGGAUGCAAAGCGUCGUUUGUUAGCGUCUCGCCGUCUUUCACUUGUGGUGGAUCUGGACCAAACGAUCAUCCACGCGACUGUCGACCCGACAGUUGGCGAAUGGAAAGAAGACAAAGACAAUCCGAACUACCAAGCAUUGAGGGAUGUCAGGUCGUUUCAAUUGAUUGACGAGGGUCCCGGAGCACGUGGAUGUUGGUAUUACAUCAAGCUGCGGCCUGGACUGGAGGACUUUUUGGAGAAGGUGGCAGAAUUAUAUGAGCUGCACAUCUACACCAUGGGUACUCGAGCCUAUGCUCAGAACAUUGCCGACAUCAUUGAUCCCACCCGCAAGCUUUUUGGGGACCGCAUUCUCAGUCGUGAUGAAAGUGGAAGCUUGACAGCCAAGAACCUUCAACGACUGUUUCCAGUGGACACGAAGAUGGUGGUCAUCAUCGAUGACCGCGGCGACGUUUGGCGCUGGAGCCCGAAUCUUAUCAAAGUGUCGCCUUAUGACUUCUUCAUUGGAAUUGGCGAUAUCAAUUCCAGCUUCUUGCCUAAGAAGCAAGAUAUCGGCGAGACAAACAAAGCUAUUAAAGGUGCAAAAGAAAAAGACACGAAAGAACAUCAUGUGAAUGGCGCGACUUUGAACGCAGGUGCAGAGACUGAGGUCUCUGCAUUGGAACAACUCGUGACGAUGGGCGGUGGAGAUGACCCGAGACUAUUACAGGAACAAAGCAAUGCCCAAGAAGAAACCAUUAUGCAUCAAGUGGAAGACCGUCCUCUGCUACAGAAGCAGAAAGAGUUGGAUGCUGAGGACGAUGCUGCCUCUGUCGACGGCAGCGAAUCAUCUUCUAGUGCCGAAGACUCUCAAGAGGCUAACAGGCCCCGGCAUCAUCUGCUUGAAGACCACGACUCUGAGCUCUUCCAGUUGCAAGAUCGAUUAGAGCAAGUUCAUUUGCUGUUCUUUGAAGAGUAUGACAAGAGGCGGACCACUGCUUUGGGUGGCCGGGUGGCGGCUCUGAGAGGCGAAAGGACCGCAUCUAGAGACAAGGAUGUUGAUCUCAAAAUGGUUCCUGAUAUUAAGGACAUUUUGCCACUGUACAAACGGCAGGUUCUAGGAGGAGCGGUCGUGGUCUUCUCAGGAGUUCUACCUCUAGGCUCUGACAUCCAGAAUGCCGAAAUCUCUCUGUGGGCCAAGACCUUUGGUGUAGUCAUCGCAUCCAAGAUCAGUAAUCGGGUUACUCAUCUCGUGGCAGGGCGAAACCGCACGGCUAAGGUGCGCGAGGCGACCCGGUGGCCGAAUAUCAGGAUUGUCACGAGCCAGUGGCUCUCGGACUGUCUGGUCAGCUGGAAACACCUGGAUGAAGAGCCCUAUCUGCUCCCUGUACACCCAGAUGACCGUGGUGAGCCUCUCUCCCCCGGCUCGCGCGAGCUCGCUGAGAGUUCGUGGCUCUCCUCCUCGGAUGAAGCCUCGGGAUCUCUGUGGACCGACGACGAAGGUGUGGUGCAAGAAGACGAUUUCAGAUCUGCUGGGCUGAACGAGACAUCUCCCAUUGGGUACGAUGAAGAUGAACAGGCGGCCGUGCACGACGAACUGAGGGAAUUCCUUGGCAGCGACGACGAAAGCGAAAGUGACACCGAUGCCUUGGGCGACGAGUCCGCCGCUGCUGGCAAGAAACGCAAGCGUGGUGAGAACAAUGGUGGUGACAGUGAGGAAGACUCUGCCGAUGACGACGGUGACGACGACAACCAAGGAUCGCGCCUCUCGCAGCGCAUUAAGCGUUCAUACGAACGAAGCACCGGCCUUCGCGAAGUAGCCACCGCCGGCAGCGGCUCCGAGAUGUCCGCCGGCGCCGAGGGCGAGGAAAUGGACGCUGAGACGGAUGCCAACCACAGUCCCAACGACGGAUACCCCGAAGACCCGGACGAUGAUGAUGACGAGCUGGAGCGCGAGAUGCUCGCGGCGUUCGAAGACAGAAACGACGAGGAGGGCGCCGAGGCCGAUGCGGUCGCGGAUAGCGGGUAA
Molecule: messenger RNA, 2448 nt
Organism: Penicillium macrosclerotiorum
Lineage: Eukaryota; Fungi; Ascomycota; Eurotiomycetes; Eurotiales; Aspergillaceae
Gene: fcpA
Product: protein-serine/threonine phosphatase
Exons: 3
Coding region: 1-2448 (815 amino acids)
Cellular component (GO): nucleus
Molecular function (GO): RNA polymerase II CTD heptapeptide repeat phosphatase activity
Source: RefSeq, a predicted model, not a curated record